AUUAAUAAUAUUUGAAUAAUCUAAAAAAACCAUAGACAAAAGUAAUGUAAGGAAGGGCUGAGAAUACUGACUUGUUAAAUCCUGACACAGUAGUCGCUCUCUACCGGAAAAAAUGCAAAUUCACCUCGAAAUUUACUAUGUAGCCGAUGAUGAUAUUUCCAGAGAUUUCUUCUUCCAUCACCAAAGAACCAAAUGUUACAACGACUUCCACUGCAAAACCCGAAUUUGAAGGAGACGAUGCCAAAUAUUUGAUCGUGCCUUUAGUUGUUAUUGUUGUAGUUAUGUUAUUAUCGUUGCUCGUUUAUUGUAUGGCGAAACGACGUAAAAUGGACAGAUUACGUAGAGAUAUAGCUAAAUUGUAUGAAUACGAUGAAAAAGAUUUAGAAUGGGAACCUUUAAAUAGUUUCGAGUUUCCUUUAUAUAACUCUGGAGACCUGAAUCCUGCUUUUAGUAGACGGAGUAGCUUUAAGGAAAACUAUAUGCCUACAACAAAUCUUUGAUUCGUAACAACCCAAAAUGGGAAUUAAUACAUUAAGGAAACUGCCCAUAAAAUGUACAUCAACUUAAUUCUUAAUUGUAUCCAUAGAUUUAUUUAUAUUAAUGUUGAUUUAAAUGCACUUUUUAUUGAUAUUCAGAAAGCCGUUUUUCUAUUUUCUUUACGUUAAAUAGCUUCUUGUCUUUUUAUUCAAAAUUGCUUGUCUUGCUCUAGAAUAAGAAUACAUUUUUAAAUUUGUCCCAAUUAAUAGACUGAUUAGUUACAAAGUACUAGCAUAAGACUUGAUUAUUGUAGGAUCAAUAAUAGUAUUAUAAUCUAAAUUGUUAAGAGAAAUAUAUUUCAGUUUUGUUGUGAA
This is a messenger RNA of Ceutorhynchus assimilis (cabbage seed weevil), 851 nucleotides long. NCBI's taxonomy places the organism in Eukaryota, Metazoa, Arthropoda, Insecta, Coleoptera, Curculionidae. The record is from the annotation of a GenBank genome assembly.